This is a messenger RNA of Symbiodinium pilosum, 1797 nucleotides long. NCBI's taxonomy places the organism in Eukaryota, Dinophyceae, Suessiales, Symbiodiniaceae. The record is from the annotation of a GenBank genome assembly.
AUGAGCGUGGACAGCCUACUCCGCCAGAGGGCCACGCCAGUUAUGGCCGAGGAAAAAGAUCCCAACGGCUUAAGUCGUUCCACGUCCUUCAUGGCGACUAUUGAGUAUGAUGACGGUGGCAUCAACAGGACUUCAAAAGCCUUGACGCAGCCCAAGUCCCAGGGGGCUUCUCAAGCCAUGCUACAUGCCGUGGGCAUGAAGCCGGAAGAUCUCAACAAAGCGCAGGUUGGGAUAUGCUCUGUCUGGUACCAGGGCAACCCGUGCAACAUGCACUUGCUGUCGUUGGGUGACGAUGUCAAGAAGGAGGUAGACAAGGACCCGAAGUUGUAUGGAUUCCAGUUCAACACCAUCGGCGUCUCCGAUGGCAUGUCCAUGGGCACAAAGGGCAUGAUGUAUUCGCUGCCGUCCCGCGAGAUUAUCGCUGAUAGCAUUGAAUCUGUCAUGGGAGCUCAAUUUUAUGAUGCUCUAGUGACCAUUCCUGGCUGCGACAAGAACAUGCCAGGCUGCGUUAUGGCCAUGAUCCGAAUGAACCGGCCUUCUCUCAUGCUGUAUGGCGGAACCAUCGCCUCUGGACGUUCUUGCAAGGGCGAGGACUUGGACAUUGUGUCCACGUUUGAGGCGUAUGGCAAGUUCAUCGCUGGAACCAUCUCAGACGAGGACCGAGCAGACAUCGUGAGAAAUGCCUGCCCUGGACCAGGGGCCUGCGGCGGCAUGUACACAGCAAACACCAUGGCAACCGCCACGGAGGCUUUAGGCCUGUCGCUGCCCUAUUCGAGCUCCUCGCCGGCAGCCUCACCGGAGAAGCGGGCGGAAUGCCAGCGAGUGGCGCAGUGCGUGAAGGCCAUGCUUGAAAGGAACCUCAAGCCUCUGGACAUCGUCACGAAAAAGUCCUUCGAGAAUGCCAUGGUGCUGGUGAAUGCUUUAGGUGGAUCCACCAAUGCCGUGCUCCACUUGCUGGCUAUUGCUGCGACUGCCGGCAUUGAGCUCAAAAUCGACGACUUCCAACGGAUAAGCGACAAGACAUCGCUGGUGGCCGAUUUGAAGCCCAGCGGAAAGUACAGGAUGGAGGAUGUCCAUCGCAUCGGCGGCAUCCCAGCUGUCAUGAAGUACCUGCUGAAGCUGGGCUGGCUGCACGGAGAUUGCCUCACUGUCACCGGUCAGACGCUGGCCCAAAAUCUGGCCAACGUUCCAGAUUUGGAUUUCGGCGCGCAAGGCGUGAUACUGCCUUUGGAGAAGUGCAUCCAAAAGACGGGCAACAUCAAGAUCCUGCGCGGCAACCUUUGUAUAGAUGGCGCCGUGGCGAAGAUCACAGGGAAGGAGGGAACCUCUUUCACGGGCAAGGCGAACGUGUUCGACAGCGAGGAAGCUAUGCUCAAAGGCUUAGAGCAAGGCAAGAUAAGCAAGGGCGAUUUCAUCGUGAUCCGUUAUGAGGGCCCAAAGGGUGGCCCCGGUAUGCGAGAGAUGCUGACGCCGACGAGUGCAAUUAUGGGUGCUGGGCUGGGUAAGCACGUGGCUUUGAUGACGGAUGGCCGCUUUUCUGGUGGAUCCCACGGCUUCAUCAUCGGCCACGUAUCUCCGGAGGCAUUCGUGGGAGGCGCAAUUGGAUUGAUCCAGAAUGGAGACAUGAUCACUGUGGAUGCAACGAAGCUGCUUCUUACCAUGGACGUAUCCGAUGCGGAACUGGAAAAGAGGAAAGCCGCAUGGAAGCAGCCGCCGCCCAACGUGAAGACGGGAUACCUCGCCAAGUACGCCAGGCUGGUUCAAUCUGCGAGCCUGGGAUGCGUGACAGAUCGCUAG